This is a messenger RNA of Maudiozyma barnettii, 1995 nucleotides long. RefSeq names its product serine/threonine protein kinase TOS3 (gene TOS3). Gene Ontology annotation, biological process: mitotic DNA damage checkpoint signaling; protein phosphorylation. The record is from RefSeq and is a predicted model, not a curated record. Gene Ontology annotation, molecular function: protein serine/threonine kinase activity; ATP binding. The coding region runs from base 1 to 1995 and encodes 664 amino acids. Gene Ontology annotation, cellular component: cytoplasm; nucleus. The transcript has a single exon. NCBI's taxonomy places the organism in Eukaryota, Fungi, Ascomycota, Saccharomycetes, Saccharomycetales, Saccharomycetaceae.
AUGAAUUCAUAUAUUCCACAUAAUAAUAAUAACAAUAACAAUAUAACGUGCGAUUGGAACGAUGUCGACAGUUCAAUAAUAAAGACCGAUAAAGUAUCAAUUUCUUAUAAUCCAAUAUCAAGAUUAAAUUUUUUAAAUAGUUGUGAAAUUUUGGAAGAACUAGGUACAGGAAAUUAUAGUAGAGUUAAAAAAGGUUUCAGAUAUUCAUGUAACAAGAUUGUGGCAAUUAAAAUAUUAAAUAAGAAUUCAAACCAUGCAAUAAUUAGUAAUGAAAUUAAAAUUUUUUCAAUGAUUAAUAAUAGAAAUAAUAAUAUUAUUAAAUUGUUUGAAAUUAUUAAUGAUGAUAGAUCAAAUAAAAUUUAUUUGAUAUUAGAAUAUUGUAAACUGGGUGAAAUCAAAUGGCAUUCAUGUAAUAUUAAUGGAGUAAAAGCGCAGGGACCAUCACAGUUUACCAUGACGAGAUGUAAAGAAAUGUUCACUGAUAUCGUUAAAGGUUUGAAAUUUUUACACGAUUUAAAUAUUAUUCAUAGAGAUAUUAAACCUGCAAAUUUGUUAGUGGAUAGAAAUGGAACUGUAAAGUUAUCAGAUUUUGGUGUAUCUAAAAUUAUUUCACUUUCAACGAAAAAUUAUUUGACAUUCUUUAAUAAGACAGUGGGGACUCCAGCAUUUUAUUCUCCAGAGAUUUGUCUUGGAAAUGACACUUGGUCCUUUUUCAAUAUAUCAAAGGAUAGUGAUGAAUUAUUCUUGAAAGUUGGUUUUAAAUCGGAUAUUUGGGCUUUAGGAAUCACCUUAUUUUGUCUUGUCUUUGGAGAAUUACCUUUUUAUUCAGAAUUUGAUUUGGGUUUAUUUGAAAUGAUUAUUAAUGAUGAACCAUCAUAUCCAACAAUCGAAUCAAUACAAUCAAUUCAAUCUGAUAUUGAAAAAAUACCUAACGAUGAAGAAUAUAGUGCGGCUAAGUCUUUGCUUUUGAGAUUGUUAAAGAAAAACCCAUUAGAGAGACCGUCCAUUGAUGAUUUAUUACAUGAUCCAUUUGUACUGACAGAAAGGUAUAUAUAUGACCCAGUGACUCAAGAAUCAUUGAUGAAUUAUAGUAAUGGUUCUUCUUCUGAAACAUUCUCAGACAAUGAUGAUGAUAUUGAAGGUGAUGUUGAAGGCGAUGCCGAGAACGAUGCCGAGAAGGAAAAUAUGAACGUAGAUAAUGAAGUUAUAGAUUUACCUCUGACAUCUUCCUUCGCAUCUCUAGAUAGUUAUUAUACAGAAUCAUAUUUUAUGAAUCAACCAAAAGCACAACCACCCAAACAAUCGGACAGCAAUGCAUACACUUUAAAAAGACCAAACUUAAGGCACUCACUUUCAUCAAAUUUAAUGAUGACUCCACUGGAGAAUGUCGACAGCAGUAGUAGACGUUCGCUGUCCUCAACGUCAUCUAUCAUACACUUCACUAGUACGAAAUCAAACCAUCCUAAUCGCUACAAUGGAGUAAGGAGCAGGACUCCAGAAAAUUUAAGCAGAACACAGAGUGAAACACCAAGCACUAUCGAUAUACCUCAGAUAGGUAGUCUUGAAAAUAAGUAUCAGGAUGUUUUACCAAUCAAUGAACAACAUUUCAUGGAAAAAUCCGAGGAUUCUUUAGAACAAGAACGGAACAUUAAAAUAGGAAAUUUUUUCAAUAAUCAUAAUAAUAACGAUAACAAUAGUAAUAAUGAUAAUACUAAAAGUUCAAAUAAUAAUUUAAUAUCUUCAUCUGUGUCAUCAUUUUCAUCAUUUUCAUCUUGUCUAUCUCAGGACAAUUAUCACAUGGCAAUACCUUUAGCUAAUGCAAGUAUAUUAUCAAUGAAUAGAUUACCUAGUCUAAACAACUCUUUGGUUCUACCUAGAAAUGAUCAUAUCUUAACCCCUGAGAAAGUAGAUGAUACAAAUGAAUCUGAUAGUGAAUUAUUUUUUGAAAUUAGUCCACGAAAGGCUCGUAGAGGUCGUGGACGAACUACUAAUUGA